Messenger RNA from Drosophila elegans, 1912 nucleotides. Its product is annotated as tetraspanin-9. Lineage: Eukaryota; Metazoa; Arthropoda; Insecta; Diptera; Drosophilidae. Gene Ontology annotation, cellular component: membrane. The coding region runs from base 268 to 1119 and encodes 283 amino acids. The transcript has 6 exons. The record is from RefSeq and is a predicted model, not a curated record.
AUUUUGAACAACCGCGGCGAGCGCACAGAAAUCCCAGAGAUCCCAUCCGAUACGAUCCGAUCUUAUCCGACUCAGAAGUGCAGAACCAAGUGAACGAAUAGCAUAAAAUCGGAAAUUCUUGCACACAUUAAUUGGGCCAGAAAGUGUCUCAGUUUUGUUUCUUUUUUUCGAGUUUAAUUUUGUGUUAACCAGUGCGAACGAAAAUCCGUUGAAAGCAGCGAUAAUCCCGAUAACUACAAAUCCCGACCACAUAGCCAAUAACCCGCGAUGGGCAAUGCCGGCUAUACAUGCAUACGCCGCACCUUUUGCUGGCUCAACAUUAUUCUAUGGCUGUGUAGCUGUGCGUUUUUAGGAGCCGGGCUGUGGCUGCGUCUGAGCUACGAGGGCUACGCCACGCUGCUGCCCCAACACGCCGGCCUGAGUGCGGACACCAUCUUCAUGGGCAUCGGGGGCACCGGGUUCGUGGUCAGCUUCUUCGGCUGCUGUGGCGCCUGGGUGCAGUCCCGCUGCCUCCUGGUACUGUACUUCAUGCUGAUUGUGAUGCUGUUCAUGAGCGAGUUCCUGGUGGGCUCCAUCGCCUUUCUCUUCCGCGGCGGAUUGGGACGGACUUUGGCCAACGAGCUGCGCUUCGGGAUCGAGCGGCACUACAACACCAGCGAUCGGGGAUCUUUGGUGGCGCCUUCGGUGGCCUCCAUUUGGGACAGUGUGCAGCAGUCGUUCGAGUGCUGCGGCGUGUCUUCGUACGAGGACUGGUACGACAUCCAGUCGUGGCCGGGAAAGCGCUGGGUGCCCGAGUCCUGCUGCAGGACCUUGUACGACCAGCGCCAGGUGCUCACUGAAGGAUCCGGCGACGGAAUGAUGCGUGCCGACUGCGGCAGAUCAGAGAACCCGUCGUUGUGGUGGGACAAGGGCUGUGCCCACUCGCUGCAGAGCUGGUUCACCGGCCAGCUGAAUGUGGUGGGAGCCGUGGGUCUCGGGAUCGCCUUCGUCCAGCUAUUCGGACUGAUCACCUCGAUGCUGCUCUUCUGCACGGUGAAACACAAGCGUGCAUCGGACACCUACAAGUCGUACUCCCCUUCUAUCGAUCCCCAAACCCGCACCAGCAGUUGGGAGGAUUGAACGCGCCUGUAAUGCUGUGGUGCUUGGCGAACUUCUAAAUCGGGGGGUCGGAGCUACCCCCUUCCCCCACCUGUCGCUAUCUCUAUUAUUUUUGUUAGCUCUCUUAGGUUCUAAAUCAUUCUGCGAAAUGUGCCAAAAAUUAAUUUAAUUGAAAGUGUAUUUUUUUUGUUUUUUGUUGUUAUCUGUAGGCGAAGACAUAUCGAACAAAAUUUAAGGGCGCUAGGAUGACGUGUCCACAUCAACGGCAGUGUGAACAGGGCAUAAUGUUCCCAGUGUUCCCACAAUCACAUACAUAUAUACAGAGAUGUUUAGUUAGCGGUGUAUCCAUAUUGUGAUGUGCUCUCUAGUAGUAUAGUUUAUGGCCCAAGACCCUGUACACACACAAAACCGGGUACAGUGCGUACAAUACUUAUCAGGCCGCCAAAAGUACACAAAGCAUAGUGUCAACAGGGUAUUUGGGCCCAGUUAUGCUCGUAACCCUUUAACUAAAGCAAUAUAUCAACUAUAUAUUUAUACAUAAUUAUACAUUAAUACUUAUGUUAUUUUAUGGAACUUUGUAGUAUUCGAAAUAGCAGAAACCGCAACUGCCCGCAAAGCAACAAAACCCAGAAGACAAAGACGAAGAGGAGAAAGAGGGAGCAGAUAGUUAAAACAAAUAUUAUUACUACUAUGAAUAUGAUUAUUUUAUUUAUACAUACAUAUAUAUAUAUUUAUAUUUAUAUCGAAAUACAUUCCUACACAACAUGUUCGUGUUAAGUUACAAAUAAAUUAAAGUAUUUAUUUAAAUUACAAA